CUCCCUCAACAUUACCCCACUCAUGUUUCCUGAUAUGGAGUGUAUGUAUGUAUGUGUUGGUGACAUAGAAAGAGAGAGAGAACAUAGUACUUCAAUCAAUUGCCCUUCCUUAACCGUUCUUCCUAUGAUCCCCCCCCCCAAAAAUUAUAAAUUCAAGCAAUAGCUUCCCACUUGGUACAGCAAACCUAACGGAAAAGGGUCAAAGCUGAUCUUCCUCAUUUUUAUGUUCCAGUCCCCUGUUGUUCCCACAACUGUGGUGUCAUCAGUCAGAGACCAGGAAUGGGCCUGCAGAAAAUGCAAAAUCACCAGAGCAUGAACUUGGUCCUGUCCACUGAUGCAAAGCCGAGGCUUAAGUGGACUCCCGAGCUACACCAGAGAUUCGUUGAAGCAGUCUGCCACUUGGGCGGCGCAGACAAGGCGACACCGAAGAGCUUGAUGAGAGUGAUGGGCAUUCCCGGGCUGACUCUGUACCACCUGAAGAGCCAUUUGCAGAAAUAUAGGCUUGGGAAGAGCCAACAGUCAGUGGAAUCGUGCGCCGAGGAUAGCAGCAACAAUACCAACAAGAAGAAGCAAGAAGUCGAAGAUAAAGAAAUUCAAAGCAGAGAUGAGCAUUUCGCCCUGGAAGUGAGAGAUACAGAAGCGCAAGCCAAUCCGAUAAAUCAAAACCUGCAGAUAGCUCAGGCUCUUCAACUGCAAAUGGAAGUGCAGAGGAAACUCCACGAGCAGAUCGAGGUGCAGAAACAUCUGCAGCUUCGAAUAGAAGCUCAAGGGAAGUACUUGCAUUCAGUUCUAAAGAAAGCUCAGGAGACACUAGCUGGGUACUGCUCUUCUUCCCCUGUCAGUGUAGAGCUUGCAAAAGCCGAGCUUUCCCAGUUACUGUCCUUGGUUAAUUCCGGGCCCACGAGCUCUUCCCUCUCCGAGUUGACUGAGCUGGGUGGUCCCGAGCUAAGCGAUGUAGUGAACCGACAGUUGAAAGGAAUGUGUUCUGUAGAGAGCUCAUUGACUUCUUCCGAAAGCUCUGGGAGGAAAGAAGAAGAUAAGCAGCCAAAGAUUGAGAACCGCGUCACUCAAGAGCAAAGUUUUACGGAUUCCAUCGAGCUCUCUUUGAUGAACAUUCAUCCCAGUGAAGUGCCCCGCAUUAAUAACUCGAGGAAGAGAAACUGCAGCAUGAUCCCCCAUGAGAAUGACAGUUCUAAGCUAAGAAAGUAUGAAAUGCCAGAGAGGCUUGAUUUGAACAGGCAGUAUCAGAACGAGCUUGAUUUGGAUCCAAAAGCAAUAGACUUGAACUGCCAGGGAACAGAACAUUGCUCCAGUGGACAAUUUUAAUGCUAUGGGAAUCUUAUAUACAGGAAAACAUACUUAGUUUGUUAUGUUAGAGAUAAUGUUUGUUUAUAGAUUAUGUAAAUUUGUAUGUUCAUGGACCCAGAAGGCGAAAAUGGGAAUGAAAAAGAAGUGGUAAAGUACAUUAUAACGGAA
Messenger RNA from Punica granatum (pomegranate), 1476 nucleotides. The record is from RefSeq and is a predicted model, not a curated record. NCBI's taxonomy places the organism in Eukaryota, Viridiplantae, Streptophyta, Magnoliopsida, Myrtales, Lythraceae.